UGGUUCAAACCUAACCUAACUUUACCGCGACGCUUCUUUCUGUCAACACGUGUGUUUGCAAUAAACAACAAACCAUAGAAAAAGGUUAACAACAAACAAUAAAAAUGGGUAAAAUAAAAGUCGAAGCCGAUGAUACCGAUGGAAACAUUUCAGUAAAAGAGGAGGAAUUAUCAUAUGAAGACAAGGUUUUGAAUUGCAACGAAAUUGCCUCGCCGAUGGCCUCCAAAAAGCUGGCCAAAAAGUGCUACAAACUCGUUAAGAAAGCUAUCAAACACAAGACUUACGUACGAUGUGGAUUAAAAGAUGUGCAAACCAGGAUUCGCAAGGGUGAAACUGGAAUUGUUUUAUUUGCUGGUGAUGUCACCCCAAUUGAUAUUAUGUCCCAUUUGCCUGGGGUGUGCGAAUCAAAACAUAUCCCAUACGUAUACACACCCAGUCGAAAGGAUUUGGGGGCUGCCAUGGGAGUUAAACGGGGCUGUUUGACUGUAUUAAUAAGGCACAAUGCUGAGUAUGAGGACACUUUCAACGAAUUAAAAGAAGAGUUGGCAACUUUAGGACUUAGUUUGUAGAUUUUCUAAAAUAUUGAAUAGGUUUUUAUUGGUAAGUUUCAUUACUAUAUUUAUAGUGAUAAAUAUAGAUACAUAAGGUUUGUUAUUGAACAAAAUGUGAAUUAAGUUACAAAGAUAUAAAGAAAUAUACAGAUAUUUAAUA
This is a messenger RNA of Brassicogethes aeneus, 711 nucleotides long. The record is from the annotation of a GenBank genome assembly. Lineage: Eukaryota; Metazoa; Arthropoda; Insecta; Coleoptera; Nitidulidae.